This is a messenger RNA of Talaromyces marneffei, 819 nucleotides long. RefSeq lists its product as uncharacterized. Gene Ontology annotation, cellular component: peroxisome. The transcript has 2 exons. The record is from RefSeq and is a predicted model, not a curated record. Gene Ontology annotation, biological process: fatty acid beta-oxidation. Lineage: Eukaryota; Fungi; Ascomycota; Eurotiomycetes; Eurotiales; Trichocomaceae. The coding region runs from base 1 to 819 and encodes 272 amino acids. Gene Ontology annotation, molecular function: enoyl-CoA hydratase activity; delta(3)-delta(2)-enoyl-CoA isomerase activity.
AUGUCGAAACAACUCUUCUCAAUCCCCAUCGCCUCCACCAACGGCACCUUCACAUGCACCAUUCCCUCCGACGCGCCCGAGAACAGCACCAUCUACCUCCUUACAUUCACAUCCCCAGUCGACAAUCGACUCAUCCCCGAAUUCCUCGACGCAUUCUCAUUAGCGCUCGACAUUCUCGAACACAAAUACCCAAAAGGUGUACUGAUUACGACCAGCGGGAUCCAAAAGUUUUACAGUAAUGGACUAGACCUCGAAAAGGCGCUUUCGUCGCCGGGGUUUUUUGAGAGGCAUUUAUAUACGUUGUUUAGGCGGUUGUUGACAUAUCCCAUGCCAACUAUCGCCCUGAUAAACGGCCACGCGUUCGCAGGCGGCUUCAUGAUCGCUAUGUAUCAUGACUACCGCAUCCAGAACCCCAAGCGCGGAUUCUUGUGUCUCAAUGAAAUCGCCCUCGGAAUCCCGCUCACGCCACCCAUGCGUUCUAUAUUCAUGAACAAAGUCCAAGACGGAGCUGUGAUUCGCUCGAUGAUUCUGGAGGGCAAGCGAUUCACAGCGCAGGAAGCGUUGGAAGGAAAGAUUGUAGAUGGGGUGGGUGAAUUACCCGAGGCCAUUGAUUUUGUGCAGAAGAGGGGGUUGCUGAAGAUUGGGUCUUCGCCGAGUUUCGUCCCGUUGAAGGAGAGGUUGUGGGCCGAGGUGCUGGAUACGAUUGAUAAUCUCAAGGAGUGGGAUGGUGCAGAUGAGGAGAGGGCGAAGAGGUCGGUUGCUGUGGCGGAGGCGGGAAAGGGCAAGGUGCAGAAGUGGGAGAGUAAAUCGAAGCUGUGA